Molecule: messenger RNA, 2814 nt
Organism: Columba livia (rock pigeon)
Lineage: Eukaryota; Metazoa; Chordata; Aves; Columbiformes; Columbidae
Gene: GCNT2
Product: glucosaminyl (N-acetyl) transferase 2 (I blood group)
Exons: 7
Coding region: 1064-2269 (401 amino acids)
Biological process (GO): transforming growth factor beta receptor signaling pathway
Cellular component (GO): membrane
Molecular function (GO): acetylglucosaminyltransferase activity
Source: RefSeq, a predicted model, not a curated record
UAGAGACUAGGUGGCUUACCUAUGCCUGAAACAUUUAUAUCUACAAGUCUAAUGCAAAUUCAGACAAGCAGUGAAGUUGCUGCAGUAUAACAGGCUCUGCCUCUGGAGCUUGAGAGCACAGCAAGACAAAAGCGGACAGGAUGGUGCCUUGUCCAGCCCCGGCUGUUUGUGCAGACAGAUGUGCUCACUGACUGCGUACGAUUAGAUUACUCCAUUCCUUCAUUGGACCAUGUGAGCUGAGACAGCGUUUGCCUUGAUGUGUCAGUUCAUCUCUCCUCCCACUCGCUGCAAGUGCUGCUGCGUUGUGACUGUCCGGUGUCAGUGUGUCUGCCUGGGAGCUCCUGUUUCAGGGCCCUUUGCAGAAGAGAAAUCAUGCACGGCAACAUUAGUAACACAACCACAGCAAUCAUCAAGACAACCAGUCCCAUUUUCACUACUGAUAACAACCACCCUGAAAGCCAAGAAGCAACGCAGUGUCACAACAAGGAUGGAUGACAACACUUCAAGAAAAAAAGAGAAAAAGCGGGGGGAAUAAAACCCCCCUUUCUCUGCUUAGCAGCAGGAAAACAGGUACAUCCUUAACAUCUCCGGAUACUCCUUUACUCCCAUCUUUCUCACAGAUGAUUUCUCAGCAGCAUCAUGCAAGUCUCUGUUACUCCCUUGGACCCUCCACACCCUCUGUUCCAGCCCUUUGGCUCCACAGAAGCUCUUCUCCCUCUGAAGGCACUGGUGUCCACAAAGGCUGCACAGGAUCUCCAGUGUGACCACAGCUGUCCCUACCCAUCCCUAAUGGCACCCUGGUGAGAAGCUGCUCUGCUGCUUGCCACCAACAGGUGCUGUGGAGAGCAUCCGUCUGCAAGUUAUUCACUACUUACGCUGCUUUCACAUCAACGAUGACUACAAACCUAUUAAUAUUGAAAGUAAGGACAGCAGCUGCAUAUGAUGCGUCAGACAGACGCAUGCGUUCUCCAGCAGAAAGCAAGCACAGCCAGCAAAGCAAGCUGAUUGCGCUGUCUGAUCUGACUUUGCAAUAUUUCAAGUGAGACUCUUUUUCUGAGCAGCAAUGUACACACUCAGAUAUUGCUUCUUUGCUCUCCUGAUUCUCUGUGUUUCACUUUCUUUUGUUUUCUAUGCUGUUAAUUUGCAUGCACAAAAAUCUCUUCAGAGGCUGAACUUCUCGGUGAGUUCAACUUUAGAAGAAGCCUGUAAAGCACUUGCUGAAGACAAGGUGUACUUUCGGAAGGAAAACGCUUUAAAGACAUCAUUUGGAGAAUCCAGUUGCACGGAGUACAUCACACAGAACCACUACAUCACUCAUGCCCUGUCAGCUGAGGAGGCUGCCUUCCCCAUCGCCUACAUCAUGACUCUGCACAAGGAGUUUGAAACCUUUGAGCGGCUCUUCAGGGCGGUGUACAUGCCCCAAAACAUCUACUGCAUCCACGUGGAUGCCAAGGCACCGGCCACUUUUCAGCAGGCAGUGCAGCGCCUGGUGGGCUGCUUCCCCAAUGCCUUCCUUGCCUCCCGGAUGGAGCGGGUGGUCUACGCUGGCAUCUCCCGCCUGCGGGCCGACCUCCACUGCAUGAGGGACCUGCUGGCCUCCUCCGUGCCCUGGCGCUACUUGCUCAACACCUGCGGCCAGGACUUCCCCUUGAAGACCAACCGGGAGAUCGUCCGGCUGCUGAAGGGCUUUGCAGGGAAGAACAUCACCCCUGGGGGGCUACCGCCCCCCCACAUCACCACACGCACCAAGUAUGUGCACAGGGAGCAAUUAUACUCUUUCUUUUCUUUCAUGCUGUGGACAUUUGUGCGCAAGUCACCCCCGCCACACAACAUGACCAUCUACUUCGGCUCCGCGUAUGUGGCCCUCACCCGCCCCUUUGUGGAAUUUGUGCUGCGGGACCAGCGCGCCAUUGAUCUGCUGGCCUGGUCUGAGGACACCUACAGCCCCGACGAGCACUUCUGGGUGACACUCAACAGGAUCCCGGGUGUCCCAGGCUCUAUGCCAAACGCAUCAUGGGAAGGUGACCUGAAGGCGGUGAAGUGGAUUGAUAUGGAAAAGACCCAUGGAGGUUGUCAUGGCCACUACGUUAGAGGCAUUUGCAUAUAUGGAACAGGUGACCUCAAGUGGCUUUUUAACUCCAGCUGUAUGUUUGCAAAUAAGUUUGAGCUCAGAACAUACCCCCUGACUGUGGAGUGCCUGGAGCUGAGACAUCGGCAGAGAACCUUGUCCCAGAGUGAGGUUGAGGUGGAACCCAGCUGGUAUUUUUAGCAAGCAAAACCCCAGGCUACAACAUCAGUAAAAGCUGUCAAGAGGACAGCAGCAGCAAUCUUAGUUUCUGCUGUGCCAGAAGCAUAAACUCGCGAGAUGAUUUUCUUUAGGAUGUUCUGCAGAUACAGCUUGGGUUGGCUUGUCUCACACUGCCUGCAAACCUCAUCUUCAACUUAACACCUGGAGGCCAAAAUGCAAGAGAUCCAAAAAGAGGCACCAGGGCAAAGCUCCUUUUGCAGCUGGAAAAGCUUUGCAGUUUUGCCAUUUUUAAUGGGCUGUUUUCCAGCUCCAGCUUUUAUCUUGCUACACUGACAUUGCUAUCUUUUUCUAUAAAGAUAUAAACAGAGUCAUGCAUCCCUGGCACUUCUUAUGUCCGAAAGACAGCUGUGCACACUUGGUAAUCAAAAAAGUGAGGAGUCACUGUCAGCAGGAACACAACUGAUGGCUAUACAUUCAGAUGUCACUUUGUCAAAGAUACUGAUAUUUACUGCAGAGAACUGACAAAAAAGUACUGAAAAUGUAAUAAAGCUGCUGCACUUCCCAGA